This is a messenger RNA of Stereum hirsutum FP-91666 SS1, 889 nucleotides long. RefSeq lists its product as uncharacterized. Bases 236 to 568 code for a protein of 110 amino acids. Lineage: Eukaryota; Fungi; Basidiomycota; Agaricomycetes; Russulales; Stereaceae. The transcript has 6 exons. The record is from RefSeq and is a predicted model, not a curated record.
CCGCCAUCUCGACAUCGUCUCCUCUCAUCGACAUCCGCAUCGACAGGUAACCGAUUCAGGACUUGUUACGGUGAUCAUCAGGACAUCACUAGCAUCGCCUCCGAACCCGAGUACAUACCCCAGGAUAAUCGAGUACUUAGGAGAUCUUCUGACUGCCGUAUCGCGUGGCCAAACAUCGCACCCAGAGCUCAUAACAUAGCCAGCACCAGCACACGACCACACCCUCCAUCUCACGAUGUCCGCAACCGCAACCACAACCGCCCCACCGCCCACCACAACCUCCGACACCUCCCCGCGCCCGCAACCCCCCAAACGUCAAUCCACGCUCGACGAAGCCGCGUUAGCGGCGCUCGAGAAGAAGCUAGGCGAGAGGCCGGAGAAGAGUGAGUUGCAGGAGAGGAAUAUACUUAAAGACGAUAAAGUCGCACCGGCACUGCAAGCCGCGAAGGAGAAAUUGGAGCGGUCUCAGCUCGAGGACAAGCUCGACAACGCGCUCCAGAAACGUCCGAAGCCGGAGGAGCUCGUCAAGGAGGGGAUCCUUCAAGCCGACGAAGCGCCAACCAUCUGAACAUCCAAUUACUGUCAGCCUAAAUCUAAGCGCCCCUAUCUACCUCAGAGGUCAGGACGGAUAUUUCGCUCGUCGUAUUUAUUGACUUUUGAACGGAUGAUAUGAAUCUGAUGGACAGUCGACUUCUCGUGGUUGGAUUUUCAGUUCCCAUUCAUGGGAAGGAAGGAAGGAAGGAAGGAAGGAAGGAAGGAGUCAAAACGUUGUAGUAGUAUCUCGAAAUCUGAAUCAAGCUGUACCUAUACAAAGUGUCUUUCUUUACACCCUUCUGUCCUCUUGUCCUCUCUUGUCUUGCCUUCUAUUGUCCAAACAAUUCAAAAUUAA